UAGGAAAGCACUCUCAGACACUGGAAGGUGAAGAUCAAACUGAAUGUUUCUAAUCUAGAGGAUAUCAAUAAAAAUAAUAAUAAAAAAAACGAAUCGUAUUGCUCACCUCCUCUCAUGCAGUUUUGAAAUCUGUCAGCGCUCACUGAGUUUAUUUACGUUCCAAGGGGUAUUCACAAGAUGCCUGUCACAUUUUUGGACUGAAGCAGUCUCAAGAUCCUAUUCGUAAUCUGUAACAGGUUUUAGACUCAGUACAAACUAAACUGAUGCUGAAUCAUAAAUGUUUUGGCCAUGGAGGAAAAAACUGCCUUUGGAUUACAUCGACUUUGCGUUGUCUUGAUUUUAUUUCUGUCUGCUUUUCCCUAUUCCAAAGGCAGCUGGACGUGGCUGGGCAUUACAGCCUUGGGAAUCCCUGAAAAGAUGGGAUGUGCAAAUCUACCUCUGACAAAUAAACAGAAAGAUAUUUGCAAAAGAAAACCGUACCUUUUGCCCAGCAUCAAAGAGGGAGCUCGGCUGGGGAUACACGAGUGCCAGAGUCAGUUCAAAAACGAGCGGUGGAACUGCUCCACGACAUCAGAACGAUCGGUAUUUGGAUACGAGCUUACCAGCGGAACAAAGGAGUCUGCAUUUAUUUACGCAGUGACUGCAGCAGGCCUGGUGCAUGCGGUGACCCGCUCAUGCAGUGCAGGAAAUAUGACCGAGUGCUCAUGUGAUACCAGCCUGCAAGGAGGGGGCUCACCCAGUGAGGGCUGGCACUGGGGGGGCUGCUCCGAUCACAUCCAGUAUGGAAUGGGGUUUAGUAGGAAGUUUAUUGACAAUGCGGUGAAGAACAUCUCUGUCAAAGGGGGAGAUGCCCUUUUAACCAUGAAUCAACACAACAGCGAGGCUGGCAGGCAGGCCAUUGGGAAGAUGAUGUCUACUGACUGUCGCUGCCAUGGAGUGUCUGGGUCUUGUGCAGUGAAGACCUGUUGGAAAACCAUGUCCUCUUUUGAGAGGGUUGGUCGUUUCCUGAAGGACAGAUAUGAAAACAGCAUUCAGGUCCUUGACAGGUCAAAAAAGAAGGUGCGGAGGAAAGAGAAGGACCACCGCAGAAUACCCGUCAGCAAGGAAGAGCUGAUCUAUGUGAACAAAUCCCCGAACUACUGUCUUGAAGACAAGAAACUAGGGAUUGCUGGGACUCGUGGCAGAGAGUGUAACCGCACCUCCACUGGGCCAGGUGGGUGUAAUCUGCUGUGCUGUGGCCAGGGCUAUAAUACUCACGUGGUCAGACACGUGGAGAGGUGCGAGUGCAAAUUUGUGUGGUGUUGCUAUGUGCGCUGCAGACGGUGCGAAAGUAUAACUGACGUGCACACCUGCAAAUAGCAGCCUGACACCCAGGCACAGUUAUUAUCUAUUAGAAAAGAACCAAACAUAAGGACCGAACAGAAUAAAAAGGGUAAAAAGAAGGUCAUGAGGCUUUCUGACGUAAACUCAGGAAAAUUAGCAACCGUUUGCAAAAGAUGCACAGAGGCAUAAAGCAAGGAAACACUCCUGAAUAAAACAGCACUAUGGUCUGGAGAGUUAACACACCACCACAACCACAAGAGGUAUCCAACGCAAAGAACGUUUACAUAAAACAACUCGCAAGGAAUCAAGACUGGCACUUUGUUGAAAACAAAAUGGCUGACUACAUAUGCCUCCUGCAAACACCACCCCAGCCUUCAAAAGAGAACAAGCACAAAAGAAUUAACCAAUAUAAAAAAGUCAUUUCAACAUGCAUUACACACAGGGGGAUGCAAAGGGAAUGUGGACCCACAGCAGAGCAAAGCGAUUAAAAAAAAAAAAAGGUUUUGUGAAACAAAACCAGCCAUUGGGCAAAAGCAAGAAUAUUCAAACAGAAAGACGACAAGUGUAGUUUCUUUAAAAGUCUAAAAAUCCAUACUAGAGUACUUCACUAUAUUAUACAAAAUGCCUUAUUAUUAUAUUUAAAAAGUGUUGUUUUAAUUGUAACUCAAGAGUAUAUAUUUUAAAAAAUCUAUAAAAAGAAUGUAUUGCCAUAAGAAAUGUCCUUAGACUUUCAGUAUUAAAAGAAAAUGAAUGCCAGUUUAUACAAGACUUCCAGAAAAUUACAUUUCAAACUACAUGAUAAUAGAAUUAAAUAGCCAAAACAGAGACGAUUUAAGAUAGGGAUUAAAAAAAAAAAUUAAAAAAAAAUGAGUGUCAUGCCCUGAUAAAACAUGUAUAUGGAACAGGGAAAAUGUAAUUUUUAUCCAUAAAUGGUUACAUAAUUACACAUAAUGAGACAGGUUUUGUUUAAAUAAUAAUAAACAUUUUAACUUCUGACUGGAGCUAUUCAGAAAGAAGGUUCAUCAGGGUUUGACUAUUGCUUCAAAAAACAUAACUAACAAAGAAUGGUUCUGUAUGUAAAAAUGGAAGCAGUAUUUUAUAAGUAAACACAUUGUUUAUAUUUUGUAAAUAUUUAAAUUAUGCAACAUUUGUAAAAAGGCUUGCAGAUGUUAUGUGCAUUGUGUACAAUUUAAAUCCUGGGGAGUAUCCAGUUUCUGUAUUUCUAUAUCUUUAUUAUAUAGCUCUCCAUUCUUUUUUAAAUACGGAAUGACAGUGGAACUGUCUUACUUUACUUAUUUUAUGUAUGUGAUGAUUGUUUCUUUUAUUUGAUUUGUUUAAAAUUAUGUGAUAUUUUUUUCGUGAUUGUAUAAACCACCUUUUUUUUGGAAGUGAAAAAAAACCUUCAAGCAGUCUAUGCCAUAUAACGUUCCCCAAGAUCUUUCUUUUGGGGACAAAAAAAAAAGUCUAUUAGUAUAACUAACCUUUAAAAGUAUGUUUGUUUAAAAAAAAAAAAGAAUGAAAACAGAAGCACUUCCUCAGUCACAUUGCAGAAACCUCUCUGCGAGUGUGGAGCAGUGAUGUGUGAAAUGUGACAAACCUGUGAAAAAUACCACAAGUCCAGUCUUUAAGAGGGUUUAAGGUUAACUUUGACCCGAAGUUUCAAAGACACUGGGGCUUAAAGGCAGGAAAUGAUUUAUUAGGUUUAAGAGCAGACCGACAAACAAAAAAAAAAAAAAAUCAUUAAACAGAAUGAUAAAAGUUUGGUUACAAAAAUUUGAACAAAGACUUCUUUAUAAGAAAGACCUGGAAAAAGGUUAGAAAACAUUUUUUUUAUAAUGCCCAAGAGUUCUAAGUCACGCAAUACUAUAACACAAAUUAAACUGCAGGCUGUUUUUCUUAGUCUGCAGUCAAUUGAAAAAAAGGGACAUAGAAAGAACUUUAUUUUCUUUGCUACAAAUCUUUAUUAGAUAAUAGCUGCUAAUGGAGUGCAACAUAUUUAGUAGACUUGUUUGUUUUCUCAGUUACUUUUAAUAGUAAAUUCCAAAUAUAGUGGCAAUUAUAUAUUACUAUGCAAAGCAUUAUUGUUUUUUUCCCCCAUUCAAUCAAGCGAAAAGCAGUAAUGCUUUAAUUUUAUAGUUAUAUAGUUUGUAAGUAAUUAAAAUGUGUUAUACAUAAUAAAUCACAUUGGAAUCAAUUAGAUUUUACUAAUGAAACAUCUAAAAAUAUUACAACCUCAUGUACUGAUUGAAAAAGUAUAAUUUAUAAAAAGCAAAAAGGCUGGGGAAUGUGCACACCAAGAACUUACACAGCAACAAGGUUUUUUUUUUCUUUUUGCAGAAUAUGUCAAUGCACCUGGUUCUUUUAUAUGGGACCAAUUACUAUUAUUUAAAGGUCAAUUUAAAAAAAAAAAAAAAAAAGAUCAAA
Molecule: messenger RNA, 3747 nt
Organism: Acipenser ruthenus (sterlet)
Lineage: Eukaryota; Metazoa; Chordata; Actinopteri; Acipenseriformes; Acipenseridae
Product: protein Wnt-16-like
Exons: 4
Coding region: 289-1359 (356 amino acids)
Biological process (GO): multicellular organism development; canonical Wnt signaling pathway; cell fate commitment
Cellular component (GO): extracellular region
Molecular function (GO): cytokine activity; frizzled binding
Source: RefSeq, a predicted model, not a curated record